UUCCUGUGAAAUUGGGGCUUCGUUCAGAGGAGGGCACUGCGGACUUGUCUCUUCAUCUAAUUUUGCGAAGAAAAAGAGGUUCGCGGCUACUGGAAAAUACUAAAUAUAUCAAAUAAGUACACUUUUAUACAACCAAAUAGUAUACAAUAUUUUUCCUUUCGCAAUGGAGUAACUGUUUAAGGAAUGACCCGUGGGGGAGUAAAUCGACCGUGACUUUUUGCAGGAGGAGAAAGUAGCUCCCUUUGCCAACAAGGCAAUUGUUGCUGUGUCUACGCUGGGUAGCGGUCACUACGGAUAUUUUAAAAAGGAUAGAUACAUUUACGUAUGUUGCCUCGGCAAUAAAUCACGAGGAGAAGAUGGACCUGAAACUACUUCUGGUAUCAACAUUGUUAGCAGUCAUUUGUUACAGCAGUGCGCAGCAAGAAGGGAACGAGUGCAUCAAGGCCAAUGCCAAAUCCUGUGGGGAGUGUAUUCAAGUGGGAGCGAAAUGUGGAUGGUGCACAGACCCAGAGUUUCUUAAGCAGGGUGAGGCCACGUCGACCCGCUGUGACGAGCUGGAAUCCCUGAGGAAGAGAGGUUGCGGCGGCGCCAAGGUAGAGAACCCCCGAGGCAGCCAGUGGGUCCUGAAGAACAAGGCUGUGACCAACCGCAACAAGGGAGCAAAGAAACUCAGACCAGAGGAUAUCACACAGAUCCAGCCCCAGAAACUCACCCUUAGCCUCAGAUCUGGUGAACCCCAGUCUUUUAAUCUGAAGUUCAAACGAGCUGAGGAUUACCCCAUCGACCUCUACUACCUGAUGGACCUCUCCUACUCAAUGAAGGAUGAUCUGGAAAAUGUAAAGAACCUGGGAACACAGCUGAUGCUGGAGAUGUCAAAGAUCACAUCUGAUUUCAGAAUUGGUUUUGGUUCCUUUGUUGAGAAAACUGUGAUGCCUUACAUAAGCACCACCCCAGCCAAGCUGCUGAACCCCUGUACUGGGGACCAGAACUGCACCAGUCCAUUCAGCUAUAAGAACGUCCUGAAGCUGACCAGCAAUGGACAGGAGUUCAACACCCUGGUGGGACAACAGCAGAUCUCUGGAAACCUGGACUCACCAGAGGGAGGCUUUGAUGCCAUCAUGCAAGUGGCUGUCUGUGGUGAGCACAUUGGCUGGAGGAACGUCACCCGUCUGCUGGUGUUUUCCACUGAUGCUGGCUUCCACUUUGCUGGAGAUGGGAAACUGGGAGGGAUUGUUCUGCCCAACGAUGGGAAAUGCCACCUGGAGAACAACAUGUACACCAUGAGCCACUACUAUGACUACCCCUCCAUCGCCCAUCUGGUUCAGAAACUAAGUGACAACAACAUCCAGACAAUCUUUGCCAUCACAGAGGAGUUCCAGCCUGUUUACAAGGAGUUGAAGAAUCUCAUUCCUAAGUCUGCAGUGGGGACACUCUCUGCAAACUCCAGCAACGUUAUCAACCUUAUUAUUGAUGCCUACAAUUCUCUUUCCUCAGAGGUGAUUCUGGAGAACAGUAAGCUAGCAGAGGGAGUUACCAUCACGUACCAGUCACGCUGCAAGAAUGGAGUGACUGGUGAGGGAGAGAUGGGAAGAAAAUGUUCUAACAUCUCCAUUGGAGACGAGGUGUCUUUCAACAUAAGCAUCACAGCUAAGCAGUGUCCUAAGAUGGGCAAACCAGAGACCAUCAAGAUCAAACCCCUUGGGUUCACAGAGGAGGUGGAGAUCGCUCUGAACUUCAUCUGUGAAUGUGACUGUCACAAAAACGGCACUGAGAACAGUGAAAUCUGCCACAACGGCAACGGGACAUAUGAAUGUGGAGCCUGCAGGUGCAACGAGGGCCGUAUAGGUAGACAUUGUGAGUGCAGCACCAACGAAGUGACCAGUGAAGACCUGGAUAAGAACUGUCGUAAAGACAAUGGUACAGACAUCUGCAGCAACAAUGGAGACUGUGUGUGUGGAUCCUGCGAGUGUAAGAAGAGGGAGAACCCAGAGGAACGCUACAGUGGAAAGUUCUGCGAUUGUGACAACUUUAACUGUGACCGCUCCAACAACAAACUCUGUGGAGGACAUGGUCGUUGUGAGUGCAGGGUGUGUAUCUGUGAUGCCAACUGGACGGGCAGUGCCUGUGACUGUUCUCUGGACACCACAACCUGCCUGGCCUCUAACAAGCAGAUCUGUAAUGGCCGGGGCACCUGUGAGUGUGGCACCUGCAAGUGCACUGACCCCAAGUUCCAGGGGCCUACCUGUGAGAUCUGUCCCACCUGUCCAGGAGUCUGCGCAGAACACAAGGAGUGUGUUCAGUGCAGGGCCUUUGGGACGGGGGAAAAGAAGGAGACGUGUGAGAGGGACUGUAGCUACUUCAACCUGAUUAAGGUGAAGGACCGAGACAAGCUGCCCCAGCCAGGACAGGCCUUCCCCCUGAUGCACUGUAAGGAGAGGGAUGCCAAUGACUGCUGGUUCUACUACACCUACGCUGUCAACAACAACACAGAGAAGGAGGUCCAUGUGGUGGAAACACUAGACUGCCCUGCGGGCCCGGACAUCAUCCCCAUCGUGGCUGGCGUUGUAGCGGGCAUUGUGCUGAUCGGCCUGGCUUUGCUGCUCAUUUGGAAGCUGCUCAUGAUCAUCCACGACAGGAGGGAGUUCGCCAAGUUUGAAAAGGAGAAGAUGAAUGCUAAAUGGGACACGCAAGAGAAUCCUAUAUAUAAGAGCCCUAUUAAUAAGUUCCAGAAUCCAAUCUAUGGACGUAAAGCUGCGGUUCUAUAAGGAGAAAAUCCCAUCUACAAGAGUGCUGUUACGACAGUGGUUAACCCCAAAUAUGAAGGCAAAUGAUGGAGUUUCAGUUCUCCCAGAACAACACUGUAUGCAAAUAUAGUUCUAGGGCAUGAGAGGUAUGAGGGGGGUGUAAUUUUUGUCUUUGGUAAUUUCUUCUUCUUGUCGCUUCAGUAUUAUAACGUUACAUUUGGCCACUACAUUUGGUCUUCUUACUAACAAUUUAUUUUCUAUGCAAUCAUUGUCUUUUAAAAUGUACAGUUAGUUAUGUGUAUAUACUUUAAGGUGCUUUUUUUUCUUGAAGAAUUGGUUAGAAAUAAGGUUUUUGCCACAGGACUGUUAUGGGCCAUGGGUUGUGCCUUUCAGAGACCAUACCCAUAUGGGCGCAGACAGUGCUCUCUUUCUCUUCAUGGACUUGUUAUUAUUGUGCCAUUGAGUGUCAGACAGCACCUGAGACUAAAGCAUACCAAUAUUUUGCAUUAUGGCUGUGAAGUAUUUUUUCAACCAUAGGGUACAUAUGUAGUAAACAUUGAUUUUGCCUUGCGAUAGACUAGCAUCCAUGAAAAAUGAAUGAUUUCAUAAAACUGUCAUAAACAGGCUAUUUUAAAGGGAUUAAAACCACUUGUAUUAAUGGGAUAAAGAAAUGUAAAUCACUUAAUUACAUAAUCAAUUGAGAUGCAUUUGUGACAAAAUUAGAAGUUCCAUUUAUUUUUAGUAUAAUUUAGUUUUAUUCUAUAAGAUUUCAGUAUUCAACCUCAGGUCCUUUUCUGUACUCAUUACUAGCUAAGCCAAAUCUCUGCCUUCUUUGCAAAGCCUUAUUCCAUGUGUUUCAUGUUGAUCAAUGUUUAACAAAUUGUAAACUUUGUUCUUAAAACAUACUGAUUGAUACAAGUUAGCUUGUUUUAAUCUGUUGUUUCCCCCUUUUGAAAUCAUUGGGCUGGGGUAACCCCUCAUCUGCAGUGCUUGUGUAAGAUCAGUAUUAAGUGAAAGGCCUCUUGGAAUUGUUUUAAAAUACAAAAACUCCUCAAAAUACCACAUCUUGUUUUUAAAGUGCCUUUUAUUUCAAUAUUAUGUUCACUUUUCCCAGUGCUGUUUCUGAAUUUAUUUAUUAAAUAAGUACCUAAAUGA
Messenger RNA from Salmo salar (Atlantic salmon), 3899 nucleotides. RefSeq names its product integrin beta-1. NCBI's taxonomy places the organism in Eukaryota, Metazoa, Chordata, Actinopteri, Salmoniformes, Salmonidae. Gene Ontology annotation, biological process: integrin-mediated signaling pathway; cell-matrix adhesion; cell-cell adhesion. Gene Ontology annotation, molecular function: collagen binding involved in cell-matrix adhesion; protein kinase binding; C-X3-C chemokine binding. Gene Ontology annotation, cellular component: integrin complex; cell surface; focal adhesion. The record is from RefSeq and is a predicted model, not a curated record.